CUUAAAUGACACAUGGACAAUCAAACCACAGUGUCUUAUUUCUUGCUCCUAGAAUUCUCAAAAAAUCGGCAUCUGCAGCUUUUGCAUUUCUUCUUCUUCUUUGUGUUAUAUCUGGCUACUGUAACAGCAAAUCUUCUCAUCAUCUCUGCAGUAGCUUUUGACCAUCGACUACACAGCCCCAUGUACUUCUUUCUAAUGAAUUUGAGUCUGCAGGACCUGGGCAUUAUUUCAGUUAUUGUCCCCAAAUCCAUGGUAAAUUCUCUCAUGGACACCAGACACAUCUCAUAUGUUGGUUGUGUUACUCAAAACUUUCUCUUUCUUUCUUUUGAAGCUUCUGAUUUAUCCCUCCUGACAGCCAUGGCAUAUGAUCGGUAUGUUGCCAUUUGCCAUCCAUUGCACUAUGAAAUGGUGAUGAAUUGGAAAGCCUGCACUGAAAUAAUAAUUCUAGUGUGGCUUGCUGGUCUUCUCUAUGGAAUGUUGCAUACCAUUGGCAGUUUUUCCAUUCUGUUUUGUUCUAAUGUUGUCAACCAGUUCUUCUGUGAAAGUCCACAAUUGCUAAAACUAUCCUGCUCUGGUUUAAAUUUACUUGAGGUUGGAAUUAUUGCAGCCAGUAUCAUUGCUUCACUAGGCUGUCUUAUUUUUAUUAUUGUAUCUUAUGUAGUGAUCUUCAAGGCAGUGUUUAGAAUCCCCUCUGAUCAAGGUAGACAAAAAGCCUUAUCCACAUGUAUUCCUCACCUUACAGUAGUGUCUAUGUUAUUAUUAAGUGGAUAUUUUGCCUAUGGGAGGCCUCCCCCUAACACACAAUCUUACUUAGAUUUUGGGUUGACUGCUGUAUAUUCCCUCCUUCCACCCCUGCUCAAUCCAAUCAUCUAUAGCAUGCGGAAUAAAAAUAUCAAAUGUGUCAUUUUUCAGCUGUGGAGAUUCUGA
Messenger RNA from Ahaetulla prasina, 927 nucleotides. Its product is annotated as olfactory receptor 14J1-like. Gene Ontology annotation, biological process: G protein-coupled receptor signaling pathway. The record is from RefSeq and is a predicted model, not a curated record. The transcript has a single exon. Gene Ontology annotation, molecular function: G protein-coupled receptor activity; odorant binding; olfactory receptor activity. The coding region runs from base 13 to 927 and encodes 304 amino acids. Lineage: Eukaryota; Metazoa; Chordata; Lepidosauria; Squamata; Colubridae. Gene Ontology annotation, cellular component: membrane.